Stegastes partitus (bicolor damselfish) is the source of this 2109-nucleotide messenger RNA. RefSeq names its product inositol-tetrakisphosphate 1-kinase-like. Gene Ontology annotation, biological process: inositol trisphosphate metabolic process. Gene Ontology annotation, cellular component: cytoplasm. The coding region runs from base 1 to 1032 and encodes 343 amino acids. Lineage: Eukaryota; Metazoa; Chordata; Actinopteri; Pomacentridae. Gene Ontology annotation, molecular function: magnesium ion binding; inositol-1,3,4-trisphosphate 5-kinase activity; ATP binding. The record is from RefSeq and is a predicted model, not a curated record. The transcript is spliced from 10 exons.
AUGUCGGGCCGCAGGGUCGGGUUCUGUCUGAGCGACAAGAAGCGCAGGAGGAUGAACCUGGACGCGUUUGCAGAGUUCUGUGAGGGUCAUGGAGUGGAAGUGGUGGAAAUCGACCUCUCUCAGCCGCUGGGAGCUCAGGGACCCUUUGACGUCAUCAUUCACAAGCUGUCUGAUGUCAUCGUGGAGGCGGAACACAACAGCCAAUCACAGCAGCUCCUGGCCAACUUCCAGAGCUAUGUGUCAGCUCACCCCAGUACCAUCCUGCUGGACCCCCUGCCCGCCAUGACUCAGCUACUGGACCGCUUUGCCUCCUAUCGGAUAAUGAGCGAGCUGCACAACUCACUGCGAGACUGGCGUAUCUGCAGCCCCCCUUACCUGGAGAUCCACAGCGCCACUGAGCUGCCAUCCAUUCAACAGGGUGUGACAGCUCAGAACCUCAGCUUCCCUCUCAUUUGUAAAACCAGAGUAGCACAUGGCUCACUUUCCCAUGAAAUGUCGCUGAUCUUCAGUGCAGACAGCCUGGCUGACAUCCGUCCUCCCUGCGUGCUCCAGAGCUUCGUGAACCACGGGGCUGUUCUGCACAAGGUGUUUGUGGUGGGAGACAGACACUACUGCGUAGAGAGACCCUCGCUCAAGAACUUCCCCUCUGGUCCCUGUGACAGGAAGACCAUCUUCUUCAACAGCCAUCAGGUAUCCAAACCAGAGUCGAGCUCUGAUCUCACAGCUCUGGAUGAGGAGAUGCCGUGCCUGCCUCCUCCCAGCUCCGAAGCCGUGGCCGCCCUGGUCCGGGAGCUGCGGGCUCAGCUGGGCAUGGCCCUGUUCGGCGUGGACGUCAUCAUCAACAUCCACACGCACACGCUCACCGUCAUCGACAUCAACAUCUUCCCAGGCUACGAGGGCGUACCGCAGUUCUUCUCCUCACUGCUCAGCCACAUCGAGUCAGUGCUGGACAAACACUCCUCUGCUGGACCUCAGGCCGCCGGCUCUGCUUCAUCAGCUCCUUCUCCUGCUGCAGCAUCACGGCUCCUCUAGAAACAAUCACCAAUAGUUAAGAGGAGAAGAAGCAAAAUCCCUUAGAACAAGUGUCUUUACAGUUUAUUGGACCAAACUCAGCUACUUUGCUUCAACACUUGGUAGCAUGGCUUUAUUCUAACUUUGUGCUGCUAACUUUUCCUGCUUUACGCUGGCGGACAAAACAAGCACCACGAGCUGGUUUGAUACACUUUCCGUUUAUUGAUUGACAGGUAGCAUAGAAGAAGAUACAGCAGGCACAAAAUACAGCACUCUGAUUGGCCAGUAAUAUUACAAAUGAUGUUUUUCUGAUCAUUCGGUUGUUUGAAAUGUCCUCUAUGCCCAGCAGCAUGUCCCUCCCCCACCGCAGACAUUCCCCACGGCUUUCUUUGCUGGUUUGUUGGAUAGAUUUCGUGGAAACAUUUUGCACUUCUAUAGAAAAAGAAAACUACAGUACAUUCAUUUUUCAUUUAUUCUCAAGCGAACAAAUAUAUCUCGUCUUUGGAACGGACAGUGAUGAGCUCCUCAGCGUUGACUACGUGUUUGCACAAGUCGACCGGCCGCUUUGCCAGCGUUGGAAUACAUAAAUGUGUUGUAAAUCUUGGCUGUGUAGAAAAGAGAGAGAUUACAUUUGCUAUAUGAGUUUUAUAUGAUGCACUUUGAUUACAUAUUAAAAUACAUUAUUUGGCUAAUUAUUGCAUUCACGUGUGCUGUAGUCUAUGUUGUGUUAUUGCGGUAAGUGGGCCUCCAGUAGUAACCCUGUUAUCUGCACGUCUACCCAGUGUCCUCUUGGGGGCGCUGUUGCUUCAUAUUUCCUAUGACCUUGGCUUACAGACCACGAAUCGGAUAUUUACACAAAUGACAGGACAGCCAUGAGAACUGUGAUGUAACACGACUGAGCAUUUAUCAGUGUUAUUGUCGGUGUUGCUGUUACCAAAAAGACAACAAAUGGCUUUAGUGUUUCCCUCCUCUUCCCUCCGCUCCUCCUUGGCUUGUUAAGAUAAGAGUGCAAAGCUGGCUGAGAACCCGAAGUGACACUUUUAGACCUUGUAAGCUCUAAGUACAUCGCAUCCUGUCGCCACAACCGACCACGCAAAA